Oppia nitens is the source of this 520-nucleotide messenger RNA. Its product is annotated as lopap-like. Bases 1 to 501 code for a protein of 166 amino acids. The record is from RefSeq and is a predicted model, not a curated record. NCBI's taxonomy places the organism in Eukaryota, Metazoa, Arthropoda, Arachnida, Sarcoptiformes, Oppiidae. The transcript is spliced from 4 exons.
AUGAUAUAUCAAUGGGAAAAAGUCAAACAAAAUACUAUCAAAGCGUUGGACAUUAAUAAAUUGACCGGCCUAUGGUAUGCCGUGUUUGGCAAACAGCAAACCAACGAUUCAAUAGCUAUGGAAUUGAAUAAGACUAACGACAAGACACUGGAGUUUAAGCACAUUGUCAAUGGACAGUUAGAUCAUUCCUAUGACCUGGUACAAAACUAUGAUACCCUACAGGGUAAAUUGGAUCGGGUAAUCGACAGGGGCGACUAUCAACUGGGCUAUCCCUGGUGGGUAUUGCACACUGAUUACGAUCAAUAUCUAGUGGUCUACCAGUGCCUACUGCUAACCGACGAUCCCAAUGCCACUGAAUCGUCAGUAGAUGUCUGGACAGUCUAUAGCCGUACAAAACAACUAACGGAUGAACAGUUAGCCAAUGCUAGAGGACUGUUAGCUAAAGCUGGCGCUUCAAUUGACGGCUCAAAUGAGAUAUUAUUUCAAAUAAAUCAUCAGUAAAACUACUACUAAUAAUAAU